Molecule: messenger RNA, 2832 nt
Organism: Rhizophagus irregularis DAOM 181602=DAOM 197198
Lineage: Eukaryota; Fungi; Glomeromycota; Glomeromycetes; Glomerales; Glomeraceae
Source: RefSeq, a predicted model, not a curated record
AUGUAUUGGGCUAGCGGUAUCGCGAAAGCUUUAGUUGUUAUUCCCCCAGAUUAUAAUGAAUUCAACCCAGCUGAAGAACCCUCUAGUUCUGGUGAAACGAUAGAUCUUAAAAAUACAGACGCGUUAAAUACCAUCAUAAGACUAAGACGUAAUAAAACAGGAAAUUUAUUUGUCACUCUGACAAAAAAUUCUUUACAAUUAUGGAGCGUUAGGCCUACAGCUAUGAUAUCACAAGUGAUUCGAACUUCGAAAUCUGUUGAAGAGUAUGGAGAUAAUUGUGAUGUUUUUUGGAAACCUGACGGAACUCUUAUUUUGGUUCAAACAUCUCAAAAUUGCUUAUUUACUUAUUCGGUACUCACUUUUGAAGAUAAGAGUUAUAAAUAUCAGUUUGGUCAAGUAUCUCAUCAUUAUAUUACUGGAGCUGGAAUUGGUAUUGAAGAAUUUUUAAUAGUUACAACUAAAAAUCCUCCUGCUAUUCAAUGUAUUCCUUGGCAAGAUGGGCCGAAUGGAACAAAGACAAAUAUUUUGGCUCGUUUAGAAUUUUUGGAAGAUAAAAAAGCUGGAAUUUCAUCUAUUGUGUAUAAUCGUCGAAUAAAUAUUCAUGGUUGGAUAACUACUGAUGGAAAAGCUUAUGCUGUACAAUUUAAUGAACAUAGACCUUCGAUUGAAAAUAAUCAUAAAGCUCCACCAUUAUUUUGGACAGGAUUCUGUUUUCAUUCUAGUGGUGACCUUGAACCAGCAAAGGAUGUCAGAGCGACUUGUAUAGCUAUUAAUGCUAAAUUUUCUUUAUUGGCCGUAGGGACAGAAGGAAUUAUAAUGGAAGCAUUCAUCUUUCACAUAAGACCUGUCACAGCACUUGCGUGGACAUCUGAUGGACAUGCAAUUGCGGUUGGAUGGAAAAAUGAAGGAUUAGCCGUAUGGAGUGUUUACGGUAGACUAUUAAUGACAACUGUUAAAGAUGAUUGGCCUAUAUCAAAGCCAACUGCUCAAGAUUCAUUCUUACAUGGCGUGAAUGAUCUGUUUUGGAGUUCAGGAAAUUGCGAACUUUUCAUUUUGCAUACUGCAUGGACUGAAAAAGAAGUUCAAUUAUAUACUCUUCCAUUUGCUAAAUCUGCGGUAACGACGAUUCAUAGUCCAGACAAUGCAAAAAGAGGGUUUUUACAAAUGGAUGAUCGUUUAUUACUUUAUCGUGGAGGAGAUCAAGAAGAUCUUAGUGCAAUUAAUCCUGAUACUAUAGUUUGGCAACAUAUUCCUAUACCAAUUAUGUAUAUAAGUGAUAAUUGGCCAAUUAAGUAUGCAUCAAUAAGUAGUGAUGGUAGAUAUAUUGCUAUUGCUGGACGACGUGGUUUAGCACAUCACAAUGUUUCGUCCGGUCGAUGGAAACUUUUCGGCAAUCAACAACAGGAACAAGAAUUUGCUGUUCGAGGUGGAUUAUUGUGGUAUAAACAAACUUUAGUAGCUGCAUGUGAGAAUGUUCGAACUCAUACAUAUGAGAUACGAAUGUAUUCUCGUGAAACAAAUUUAGAUAACAUUCAUAUCAUACAAAAUAUUGCAAUACCAAGUACUAUAUUAUAUCUAAGUAUCAUGGAUAAUGCUUUAUUGGUAUAUUGUGGAGAUAAUAUGAUGUAUCAUUAUCUUAUAGUAACAUCAUCAUCAGAUGGUAGAGAUUCAGUUUUACUUGAGUUGUGUCAACAAAUUUCAUUUGUUGGUGUUAUUCAUGCUCCAGCUAGAGUUAGAUCUAUAUCAUGGUUUCAGCCAAGAUCACACAGACCUUUUACACCUGAAACUAUUCAAUCUGCUUCUAUUAUCUUUUUAAUUGAUGGUAAACUUGUGCUACUACAUCCAAAAAAAAGUGACGAAGGAGAAGUACAAUACGAUUUACAUAUUCUUGCUGAUAAGAUAGAAUUUUAUUGGAUGUCUACACGCGGAAUUGGAAGUUUAAAGAAUUCUUUAUGGGCAUGUGAUGGGCAAGGAGUAAAGAUAUGGAUGAAUAUUUGGUCGAAUGAGGAAAGUGCAAGAGAUUGGCAGAAUGAUGUUUUAUUAUCUGCUACUAAAGAAUGUUUACGUAUUUCGCUUGAGUUUUAUCCUUUAUCUGUUUUACUUGAUAAAGGAAUUAUUGUUGGUGUUCAACAACAAACAUCUAUUAGGCAAUCAUUAGAAUUCCCAGUAUUUAAACUAAUGACAAAUACACAUUUAUUUCUGCAACACAUACUUCGAUAUAUGCUGACUAAAGAACUUGAAGAAGAAUCAGUUGCAUUUGCAACGAGUUAUCAAAAAUUAGUUUAUUUUGGACAUGCAGUUGAAAUGUUAUUACAUCAUGUAUUAGAAGAUGAAGCAGAACAUGCAAUUGGAACUGCUCAAGGGGCAGUUUUACCGAAGGUAGUAAAAUUUUUAAAUAAUUUUCCACAUUCACUCGAUGCUAUUGUUGGAUGUGCACGUAAAACUGAAGUAGCACUAUGGGAUUAUCUAUUUUCUAUUGUUGGAAGUCCUAAAGAUUUGUUUGAGAGGUGCAUGUCUACUGGAUUGCUUAAAACAGCAACGUCAUAUUUAUUGGUUUUACAUACAUUAGAACCAAGUGCUGAUAGUAGCAAGGAUACAAUAAGACUAUUAUCUAAAGCUAUGAAAGCAAAAGAUUAUGAGUUAUGUAAAGAACUUGUAAGAUUUUUAAAUUCAAUAGAUGGAUCUGGAAGAACGUUAAAAGAAGCAGUAUUAACAAUUCAACAAAUUUUAAAUGAAAAUCUAGAAUCACCCACAUCAUGUAAUUUUAAUAACAAUAACAAUGUAAAUGGUAAUAUUGAUAAUGAAGUUUUUAAAACUCCGUAUAAUUUAUAG